AUGUUGUAUUCUUUGUUUCAGUGUAUCUAUGGCUGCUACGUCCACUCUGCUAUACUACCAACGUUCCAUCGGAGAUGUUAUUGGCUGCUACAGGUAAAUCCGGACAUCGUAUUGGUCCAUUAUUUGAAUGUACCUUACCCGGAUGACAACAAGUUGGCAGUGAUCACGCCAAGUUUGGCCCUUUGGGCAGACAAGAAGGAAUGGACGAAAGACGAAUUGGUGUCCCAACUAAAACCCAUGUUCUUCAGUGAGGACGAACCUGAUCUCAACAAUGAGUUGGAAAUAUCGACGGCAGAAACUGUGGAAGCCAUUGUUGGCCAACUGAUGGAGAAACAGAGAGUGGCCAGGCAGGCUGCAUUGGUAAAACAGCUGGAGUGCGGUUGUCCAGACUCAACAUGUGCUGAUGGCAAAAGCUGUUCUCAUCCGAUGCGAAGGAUAGGGUCGAAAGAAGGGCAAAAUCCAGGACAGGGCUGCAGGACACCAGAGGGAAGUAAUCAAGUUUCUUCCACCACGGGGACAGGCUCGAUGAUGUUGAACAACAGCUCGCCGCGAGUCUACUCCCGUGACUCUCGCACCCACCAAUCAUCCGCCAGCAAUCAAAACACUUCAAACACAGGCAAUCCAACAAAUGGAGGUAGCAGUUGUUCUUCAAGCUCCGGAAAUACGCCGCCAUUGGUCCUUAGUUUGAGCCAAAUCCAAGGUGGUGGGGGAUUGCUUAUACUCAACAGCAGCAAUUCGUCUAGUGGUGCGGGUCAGAAUCAACAGAGCCAUCUUGUCAAUCCGGUGUCAGUAGCCAACUUCGUGUGCAACACCAGCAGGGGUAUGCAAAAAGAAAGUAGAAAUAGUAGCCAUCUAGUGCUGAAACAAGAAGUGAUGGACACAAAUCCUUCGUCGUGCCUGCAUUCCUCCAAACAGAGUUCAAAGUCUAAUCAAAGAGAAACGAAAAUGGAAAUCAACGAUAACCUGAGACAAUCAAUGUUCAGCGACGCGGCCAUGUAUCCCAACACAUCGUCCGUUUCUGCUUCCAGAUCGAGGUAUUAUUACAGAUCCACCCCGGUGCACCACCAGCAGGAAGUUGUGAUGUCUAGCGUCCCUUCAACCCCCUCCAAGCACAUGGACACCUCAGGUGGAAGUACCAGUAGAGGCGGAGGCCAAGAGGAAGCUGCUGCUACAGCAGCUGCUGAGGACUACCACAAACAGCACCAACAGGGCAACGGGUACUGCGGGGAUACGGUGGUACUGCUCGGUACUGACUCCAGAGGGUCGAUUAUCAGCAAGAGUGAUGGGUCAUCGAUCAUCAACGGGGGAUUCUUCAAUGAGACCCUGGACCUCUCCCAGGAAGACAUCCAGCGCACCUUAUCGGCAAACAUGCCUUUGUGUCCGGAACUUAACCCGCAUGGUAACUCUACUCGCAAUGAUUCCAGUAGCACGGUUGAAGAUCAUCGUUCUGGUGCCACACCCAAAACUAACCACCACACGGCUCAACAGUCACACAGCUCCCAUCAUCACCACCAAACCACCGAAAUCAACCCAAUGGAUUUCAUAGACAGCUGCGACGUUGUCGUAUCGCCCACGCAUGUUGUGGACGAUGACGUAUUCGUCAACCUCGAUGCGUUUGACAUGUUGGGAGAAUUCCCGGAAUUAGAAGGGUUGGACACGGCGUCCGGACACGCAGGCCUGCUAGAUGUCAAUCCGUCCGAUAGCAGCAGAAGUAGUGGUAAAACGGAUCCUCAACAGCACCAAUCAGCCAACCAUUCGCUGGAAGCUUCUGCAAAGAUCACAGACUACUCACCGGAAUGGGCGUAUCCAGAGGGGGGCGUGAAGGUGUUGGUGACUGGGCCUUGGCACUCGUCUGGCCCAUACACUGUCCUCUUCGAUACAUUCCCUGUACCUACCACGCUAGUACAGAGCGGAGUGCUCAGGUGCUACUGUCCAGGUAAGAAAAUCCUUUGUCAAUGA
This is a messenger RNA of Acanthoscelides obtectus, 1959 nucleotides long. NCBI's taxonomy places the organism in Eukaryota, Metazoa, Arthropoda, Insecta, Coleoptera, Chrysomelidae. The record is from the annotation of a GenBank genome assembly.